GCCAACAGGACAUGCGAAACGGAAAUCGUGACGUGAAUUGUGACAGCUGGCCUUUUAGGCGCGAGUGAUAACUGCAUUCAGAUUUUACUUUGUUAUUUGUAGAUUUUUAGUGAUUUUUUUCCCCUCGCUCUCUAAAUGCAUACCGUUUGUGAAUUUGUGCGCCGCGUUAGUGAGCAGUGAAAAAAUCGUAUGCAGUCAAGUUUGAAAUUCCCGCACCCACAACUGACCACAAAUUUUCACGCGCACAGCAAGUUGCCCUCUUUGUAGCGGUGCAAUCGCGGUCAAACGCCACCGGCAUGGCAGCAGCUGUCGAUGUGGCUACAAAGCAAAUUUGCAGCAGCUGCGAUUUCAUAGCCGGCAAUCACAAAAAGCAAAAGCAACAACAAAGCAAAGCUUGCCGCACUGAACAUUAAUGGCAGACUGAGGAAGGUAUGAAAAGCAGAAAAACGUAAACAGAAAUUGUAGAAAACGAAGAGAAUGUAGAAGAAAAGUCAGCCGAAAAAGCGCAAUCGAACGAGUGCAUUUGUGGUGGUUGGCGCUUCAAAAAACUCCUUUAGCUGCUGACUAGUAGAAAAUCGGAAAUAAAAAAAAACGCUGUCAAAGUUAUUGACUGUGGCGCCAAAGUUGCAUAGCAGUGCUGCCUGCCCACUGUGCGGCAGCGGUGUGCCCAGAAAAAGAAAUGAAAAUAUUGGCGGAAAUGAAGCAUGCAACUUGUGUCCAUUGCUGUCAUAGCCAUGCAAGUGCAACUGAUAUACAACAACAGCCAGCGAGCAUUGCGGCAACAUUAGUGUGCACAAGUAUUUGAGAAGCCGCAGCAGCAGCAGCAGAAACAGCAAACCCAUUCACUUUUCAUCAACAGCGUUUUUGUGGCAGAUGCAGAAACGCUACCCAACCUCCACACAUCCCCUUGCUCAUCAUCACACACCACUCCUCAAUCCUUCUCAGCGCCCACGCGCUGCCAUCAGCGCGCCACAUCAAAGUCGUAGGAAGCAAGAAGAGGAAAUUAAAAUUUGCAUGUGAAAGGAGUUGAGUUCUUGCAACGCGCGCCUGGCAUUUGCAUAGUCCUUUCGGCGCUCAUUCGGCGCUUUCGGCAUAUAUCGUUUAAAAGUGUGGAUUUGUUGUUAGUGUAAAGGAAAAGCUUUAUGCACACAAGGCUUGCUGUCAGAUUUUAGUGUCCGUCCGGCUUUGGCGCACUUUUGCUGCGAGGAAUCAUUUUCGUGGCAAACGGAAAUAAAAACUGAGUGCCUCACCGCGUUUCGAGAAUGUAGUGUAAAUAGUGAACAAACAAAAAAGGUAAACACAACAAAAAAAAAAACAACAACUGCGUGGCGUAAGUAAACAGCAUUUGCAACUGGAAACCAAUUCACACAUUGAUUGCAUUUGCUGUGCGCAUAGCAAGACGACUUUUUUCAGCUGAGUGUUAGGCUGCAAAAGUGUUGAGUACUAAAUGUAGAUGGAAAAGUGAAAAUUGAAAACUGAAAACUGAAAACUAAAAAGUGAUUUCUUCUUUCAUUGCCUCUUACUCUGUCUAUGUGCUUGUGUGUUUGCUACAGAUUUGCGGUAAGUGCAAAUGAAGUGCACACAGCGCGCAAAUACAUACAGAUUAUAAGACUAGUGCAGGCGAACGACGCACGCACUCGACUCAGCGUUUGUGGGUGGGGCAGUCAUCACGCAAAGCACGCAGGCGAGCAGCAAGUGUACCACGCUGACAGUUGUUUAAAUCAUACAAGUCAAUUUGACUGCCUGCUUAUUGCAUUCGGCUGCUGGCGCACCCGCCUAACGCCUGCCCAUUGCAGCCCGCACGCAAGCACGCACGCAGGCUCCCAGUGUGGUAAACAAGUGGCAAGUGCCACUUCUAGCUGCGGUUGUUGAGUGUCACUGUCAUUGCCAGCAAGCAGCAGGCAGCAUUCAACAGUCAGAAGAGCAAACAACGAAGAAAACACCACCGAUACAACCACAAACACGCUACUCGACGUACAUACGUACGUGACACAAAUGUGCAGCUUUGACUACGUACAUUUAAAACGGCAGCUCCUUUUGCUUAGUCGUUCUUCAUUUUGCUUAUUUGAAUAUCAACGCGCCACAUGGCAUGCAGCUGCCACUGCUGAAGCAGCAACUAUUACUCAGCGCUAAUACGGGCUACCCAAAAAAUACAAACAUACAUAGAGAGCUGCACAUACGACCAUACCACACAUACAGACGCAAGUGGCAAGUGGCAGCAAGUAAAGCUAAAGCCCUCAUCACUAUUGCUGAGUUAAGGAAACAGUGAAAACUGCAGCCAAAGCAACAGCAACAGCAACAGCAACAGCAACAGCAACAGCAACAGCAUGCCGCCGUCGCCGUCGUCCGCCUUCUCCACCGCGUCGGUGUGCUCACCAUCAUACACUUCUGGAUUUAUCGCUUAUUCAGCAAUCGUUUUGCUUUGCACUUCCGGAAUUAAAGCCAGUUGGGAAGAAUGGUGGACGUAUGAUGGCAUCUCCGGACCAAGUUUUUGGGGCCUUAUCAAUCCACAAUGGAAUAUGUGCAAUAAAGGGCGACGCCAAUCCCCCAUAGACGUAGUGCCCGACAAAUUACUCUUCGAUCCGUACCUGCGGCCGUUACACAUCGACAAGCACAAGGUUUCCGGUACACUACACAACACAGGUCAAUCGCUCGUCUUCCGCGUCGACAAGGACACAAAGCAACCGGUUAACAUCACCGGUGGCCCACUCGCCUAUCGCUAUCAAUUCGAAGAGAUUUACAUACACUAUGGCACAGAGAACAGUCGGGGGUCAGAGCACUAUAUACAGGGUUACAGUUUCCCCGGUGAGAUACAAAUUUACGGCUUCAACAAGGAACUCUACCACAACAUGUCCGAGGCGCAACACAAAUCGCAGGGUAUUGUCGGCCUCUCGCUGAUGGUGCAAAUUGGGGAGACACCAAAUCCCGAACUACGAAUUAUAACCACCACAUUUAAUAAGGUUUUGUAUAGAGGCUUUUCCACGCCCAUUCGGCACAUAUCAGUGCGUUCACUGUUGCCAAAUACAGAUAAUUACAUUACCUACGAGGGAUCCACAACGCAUCCCGGCUGCUGGGAGAGCACCGUAUGGAUUAUUAUAAAUAAGCCCAUCUAUAUCACAAAACAAGAGUUAUAUCAACUCCGACGACUGAUGCAAGGCUCCGAGAGUACACCAAAAGCUCCAUUAGGUAAUAAUGCGCGUCCCGUACAAGGACUACACCAUAGAACUGUAAGGACAAAUAUAGACUUUAAGCGUAAUAGGAACCAAAAUUCAUGUCCGACCAUGUACAAGGAUAUGUACUACCGAGCGAAUCGUUGGUCACCGGAUACUGGCUUAUUGAUUCGUUGACCCAACAGAGGACAUAUGCAAAU
This is a messenger RNA of Rhagoletis zephyria (snowberry fruit fly), 3370 nucleotides long. RefSeq names its product Carbonic anhydrase-related protein A (gene CARPA). Lineage: Eukaryota; Metazoa; Arthropoda; Insecta; Diptera; Tephritidae. The record is from RefSeq and is a predicted model, not a curated record. Gene Ontology annotation, biological process: one-carbon metabolic process. Gene Ontology annotation, molecular function: carbonate dehydratase activity; zinc ion binding.